Molecule: messenger RNA, 1674 nt
Organism: Alternaria alternata
Lineage: Eukaryota; Fungi; Ascomycota; Dothideomycetes; Pleosporales; Pleosporaceae
Exons: 1
Coding region: 1-1674 (557 amino acids)
Molecular function (GO): protein binding
Source: RefSeq, a predicted model, not a curated record
AUGGACCAGCUUCCACAGGAGUUAGUCGAUCGAAUCAGCAGUUAUCUCUCUGUCGAUGACCUGAAGAACACACUAUUGCUGUCUCAUGCAUUCCGCUUUCCCGCUGAAAAAUACUCUGGGGCGUUUACAACAUUCGCUCUAAACGAAAACAACGCUGAGAAGUUUAUUGGAACUUUUUCUGGUCAUCGGCUUCUGUAUUUACGCGAUCUUAAAUUCGGGAUCUGCCUUCCUCGUCCUGAAGACAACGAGCGUCGCGACGACGCGGACCAACUGAGCAAGCAUGACAAGAGCUUCACUCAACAAAUCACGUUUCUUUUCAAGACUAUGAAAACGGUCGAAGACCUUGCAGGGAACCACAAUAAACCGGGAACAGUUCGACUAGCGAUAAGCCCUCCCAGGCGACCGAUUUUUGCCGAACGUUCACUCUCGUAUCAUGAUCACCUAAGCUGGCGCGUGCAUUUGCUAGAACCCGAAGCACUUCCGUUACUCGAAUCGGUUCGUUCCCUGGAGGUAGGGGACGACUGGGACGGGUCAUUCGGCGGAAGAGCAGAGUUUACGGGUUAUAAUUCGGGGCGAGUGAAACUCGACUACCGUGUGAUGGUCGACCUUGUCGUCAAGUUGCCGAAUCUUGAGUACUGGGGCUGUCGAACUGGAGGCAAUGAAUGGUCGCCGAAAACUGAACAAGAGGCGACAAAAUAUCUCACGCAAGAUUGGGCUGGUCCACGUCGGGACACAAGACAGGAUUUUGCAAAAGCUCUCUUGUCUGCACGUCUUCCAGGUUCACUUCAGCGUAUUCGUUUAGACUUUCUCCACGAUCUUGACGAAAGUACGCAAAUCGACCAUUUCACAGCACAGCCUGACCUGGUAAGCCCGGCGGCCAAUGAUCUUUUCAGCACCAGUCUACACCAUCUCUCACACCAUCUCCGACGGCUUCACUUGCGUGUAGUAGCAGAUGAAACGCUGUUCUGGCCCAAGGAUAACUGCACCCCUUCCUGGCCAAAUCUCGAGAGUUUCAUUGUCACAUUCCACAUGGUUAACCCGUCGGGACAAUGGUAUUUCAUAGGACCAAACGGCGAAGGGCGUGACACGGCUGCAUUCAACGUCACUAAUGCCUCAUACCCACCGUUGGAAACAAACUCCUAUGACGAAGAAAUGGACUGGCAGAUUCAGAUGGAGGGAGAUAGGCGAUACAGAGGGAACGAAAACAGCCGCAUGCGCAUCGUGCCGAACGAUACUACACUGCGGCCGUUCCUUGUAGCCUUUGCUAAGGCAACAUCAAAUAUGAAGGCUCUUCAAGAAGCAAUGCUCUGGUGCCCCCUUGCGUGGGCGCCUGAUGAUUAUUCAACGACUGACUGGCUCCAAGAGAACUGUCAAGACGCGGAUAAACUCGCUUGGGGAGUGCAUUAUCAAGCCAAAGGUGAGCCCAACGUUACUCGGCAGGGUGAACGCGUUCUUACGGAAGUUCCUAUGCUCUGGUGGAAAGCCGGCAAGUGGCGUCCGGAUCCUGAGCUCCAUGAGCUUUUUCAGCAAAUUGGUCGUACGUCAUGGGGCGACGGUGUGGAGGAACACUGGGAGGAUGAAUACCAUGGAGACGGGUUGGUGGAUCGCGGAUAUUUCGAGUAUUGUGCACUCGAAGAAGUCGAUAAGGUGGGGCGGAUCCCACCGCCGAACUAA